Molecule: messenger RNA, 914 nt
Organism: Camellia sinensis
Lineage: Eukaryota; Viridiplantae; Streptophyta; Magnoliopsida; Ericales; Theaceae
Source: RefSeq, a predicted model, not a curated record
GCAAUGUUCCAAAAUUCCCUCGAACUAAUGUUUGGGACCCUUAUAAACGCCUCGGUAUAAGUACCGAUGCUUCUGAAGAAGAAAUUUGGGGUUCCCGCAAUUUUCUUUUGGAUCAAUAUGCUCGGCAUGAAAGAAGUGCGGAAGCAAUAGAAGCUGCUUUCGAAAAAAUACUAAUGGCAAGUUUCAUAAAUAGGAAGAAAACAAAAAUCAACUUGAAAAGCAGGUUAAAAAAGAAAGUAGAAGAGUCUCCACCUUGGGUCAAGAACUUGCUCAGCUUUGUGGAAGUUCCUCCUACUGUAAUUAUCCUUAGAAGAUUAUUCCUCUUUGCAUUCAUGGGUGGCUGGAGUAUCAUGAAUUCUGCUGAAAGUGGGCCUGCUUUCCAGGUGGCCAUUUCUUUGGCAGCUUGCAUAUACUUUCUUAAUGACAAGACAAAGAGCUUAGCUAGAGCUUCCAUUAUCGGAUUUGGAUCUCUUGUGGUUGGCUGGGUAUGUGGUUCUUUCUUGGUUCCCAUGAUCCCAUCAGUUGUCAUACAUCCAACCUGGACACUUGAGCUUCUAACAUCACUGGUGGCAUAUGUUUUUUUGUUUCUUGGAUGUACUUUUCUCAAGUGAGAGCUCGAUAUGCUCUCAUUUGUUUUUGUUUUUCAUUGAAGUUCAAACCUAGAUAAACUUUUAUGACUUCUUAAUUUUGCUUAGAUAAUUUUUAUUUUAUUUUUGUGGCGUCUUGCCUCGUGUUGUCAAAUAGGCUAUUAAAGCAAUGAAAUGCUUUGUAGUGUGAUUCAUUUUCUUCUUGGAGCUUUACACUGUAUUUUGUCUGAAGAGUUGUUGGGGAAAUUGGCUUUUGGUGGGAAAAACUCGAAAUAAUUGUAAUUUGUAAUUUUCAUGGAAGCACAAGUGUAUCUUUGUUUGAUGCAA